Messenger RNA from Cladophialophora immunda, 3055 nucleotides. RefSeq lists its product as uncharacterized. NCBI's taxonomy places the organism in Eukaryota, Fungi, Ascomycota, Eurotiomycetes, Chaetothyriales, Herpotrichiellaceae. The record is from RefSeq and is a predicted model, not a curated record. Bases 424 to 2610 code for a protein of 728 amino acids. The transcript is spliced from 3 exons.
CUUCGUUUUCUCCUUGUCUGUUUGCCUGCCUGCGCUGUAUCUGGACGCCGUACUCCGUGCUUGUAUCUCGACUCAUUCGCUUUGUCGAGUUGGCUGUGCCUGCUACACACAUCCCUCCCUUCCUCCCUGUACAUUACCCUCGCUGUCAACUCGCCAAAACCCCCCUACACGCCGGUCGCUUCCCUCGUCCUGUUUGAACCUUGAUGGCAACUUCCCAAUCUGCAUGACGCCCUCCAAUCUUUCGUUCGGUCCACCAAAAUCAACCCCAAUUUCCUCCUACACGUCGUCUUCUAUCACGACCACCACCAUCGACUCUCGCUCUAGUAGCUGCGCGCCUCCUCACCUUCAGUCGCUCGUUUAGGCCUGUUACUAUUUUACCAUCCCAUCGACAACCCUCUCUCGAUCGAUCGAACCCGAAAUCUUAUGACCCGAAGACUCACUAUCACUGGCAGCCGCUCCGAGAUGGGCUUGCUUGAAGACUCGCCUGUUGAGCCCGAGACACCUCCCCCAAGCUGGUCACCCGCCAGACACGACCUUUGGAAGAAGCCUUCAAGAUGGCAGAUUUGUAUGCCUCGGUUGCGGAUGGUGCUCAAAGUAGCAGCCACGUUCGUCGGCAUCAUAAUUCUCAUCAAGAUAAUGAGUGCAACACCUCCGCCCCCGCCACCCGAGCCCGCCCCAGAAAUCCCAGAAGUCCCCGAAGUACCAGAGGUCCCCGAGAUCAUAGAAAUCCCAGAAGUCACGGAGCCUCCACCCCCUCCGCCGACCGAGGAUGAAAUGAUGGAAAUGACAAUGGAGAAUGCAAAGAAAGAGCAAUGGAUCUGGAGAGACUUUACAACGCAUGACGGUUUGACGCGUGGAACGUCACACUUGCGCGCUUGUGAGACCGGUGAAAUCGAUUGCAAAAAGACGAGUCCCCUCCUCGUUCGCUAUGAUGGCUAUCGGGCAUUCCAAGAACCUGUGGAACACAUUGUCUCCUGCGUUGGUCCGCGUGGUGUGCCAUUGAACGAGAGCUAUGAGGACGCCAUUUGGGCGUAUCCAGGUCAAGCAAACGGUGCUGUUGAGCCUAGCCUUGGCUCGUAUGAGGCAUCCGGCUUGGAUGGAAGUGUAUCCUUUGAUCGUGUUGGUCGCUUCCAGGCUUAUGGAAUCGACCAGUGGGAUGCAACCGACGUCGAAGAGAUGAAGAAGAUGAGCGACGUCGACUGGGACAUGGUUGACUGGGGUGAAUUGCAGGACGGCUGUGCCGUCGCCAACAAGCUCCGGUUUCGACCCUUCAAGGAGCGCCCUGCGAAUUCGAUUCAGUAUUCCAAUCUUCGACACAAACACGACAAAUCCUCGUACAAACCCCUCUCCUCAACUCUGGAACCCGGCAUGGUCAACAAGGCAAAACGCACCGCGAUUCUGAUUCGUGUUUGGACUGGCGCGAAGUGGACUGCCGACGCCGUAAUGAACAUUCGUGCAAUGAUUGCAGAGGCCUCUUUGGCCAGCGGAGGGAAGUAUCAGGUGUUUCUUCUGCUUCAUGUCAAGGACGAAAAUGUCCCACUCUUCGUCGGCGAGGAUGAGCCGCGAGCAACGAUCGAGAAGCACAUCCCACCUGAGUUCCGGUCCAUGACAGAAGUCUGGAACCACGCUCAAAUUCGGGGCUUGUAUUCCAACUUGGCUGAACAUGCUUUUGUUGGCCGGUCGCCCUGGAUGAUCAUCCAAUGGUUCGCGCGCAACCACCCCGAGUUCGAUUUCUUUUACCAAUGGGAGUUUGACGUGCGGUAUACCGGCCACUAUUUGGACUUUUUCGAGGCUGUCGAAAAUUUUGGACGCAAUCAACCACGAAAGGGCAUCUGGGAACGAGCUGGCAGGGUCUAUAUCCCCUCGGUCCAUGGCGAUUUCGACACCGAUUUCCGCAAUUCGACGAGGGACGAAGAUCCUCACCAUGUGUGGGGCCCGGUAUCCGUUGAAGGCGUCAGACCCCGUGGGCCUAAGCCGCCCAAGGAGGAAGAAGAUGAUUUUGAAUGGGGAGUUGGUGAAGAUGCUGACUGGAUUGGGUUCCUUCCAAGCUUCAACGUGACUGGCACCGGCUGGUGGUUUCGCAAUUAUCUCUGGGGUUAUGCUCAGGGCACAUCGACCCCAAGGAGGGCCACUCUGAUUGCGCAAGGCAGAGUCAGUCGGCGCGUCCUGGAGAUCAUGAAUUAUGAAAACGCAGAGAACGGGCAUCACAUUGACGCAGAAAUGUUCCCCCAGACCAUGUGUCUCCACCAUGGGCUGAAAUCCACCACGUUUCCACACCCCAUCUUCGCCGAUCGAUUUUGGACUCCCGAAGCGUUGCAAUCAACGUUCAAUGGAGGACCUUUCGGCCAGGCCGGAGGCCACUGGAACAGCACAUUCAGCAAGUGGAACGAACAUGCGUGGACCAAUAUGACCUGGUAUUACAGCUCUGCUCAAGCAAUGCCGAUAUUCCAACGCCUUCUUGGUAUCACAGCGCUCGAAAGCGGUGGUCAGGAAUGGGAGGAUGUGUACGGCCGAACCGUUGUUCGCCCGAUGCUGCUUCAUCCCGUCAAGGGCGCGAAAACCUGGCAAUGGACCGAAGAUGGAUGGCAGCAGACUAAGGCUCGAACCUGAUCCAUCCGCCAGCAACUUUGGUUGUCACGCAAUCCGCCGGUCUUCACCUUUUGAUUUUUGCAUCAGCCCUGGAGUUUGGAGUUUGGAGAACCUGUUCGCGUCAGUCUGGCACUGCUUCAUCGAACUCGUCGAUCAUCUGACCCGCCUUCAAUACAAGUGGCUAUCGCAGAUGUCGACCGGAGGACAUUCCUUGGAAAGAGAAGUUGUACAUACCGGCACGACUGCUUAUUUCCCACGACGACUAGGGGACGUCAUCUCCCCCACGACAAAUGAGACACUGAUACAUACAUGACAGAGGACUUCCAGACCCAGGACAGCUGGAUAUGAGCUUUUUAUCAAGCUAUAGAAAGCAUCAGCUAAGCUGGAAGACUUGAGUACCUGAUAGAUAGACAUAUGAUCGGCCAUUAGACGGCCGGCACUAAUCAUAAUGUAAAUUUUCGCUGGC